AAAGUUGUAUAUUCCAUUGGGAACACUUUGCGUAGUCGAAGUCGCAAUUUAAAAUUAUAAUGAUAUUUUGUUUUGUUUGUUUUUUUUCCAUUGAAAUAACCCAUUAAGACAUUUUACCACGACUGGAUAGGGAAGGAGUCCCGUCCUCUAGUAAGAGUAGUCCUUGCGUAUCCCUUGCUUCAAAUAGUGAAUUUAUCCUAUGUCAAAUUGUCAAUCCAACUAGAGGAAUUUCUUAAAUCUAGCUUUCAUAUUUUCGCCCCAUUCUACUAUUACAUUAUACAAUUUAUUUGGAAAUUUUAUUUGCGGGUUUUUUUCUGUUUCAUGGAAGUACUGGUUCUCUUUGAUUAUGAUGGUCAAGCAGAAGAUGAACUUACAAUAAGAAAAGGAGAUGUAAUUGUUGAUGUGAAGAAGCUUGAUGGAGGUUGGUGGCAUGGAAAACUUAAAACGCUUAAAGGGUCCAUCCAAGGACUAUUCCCAGAUAAUUUUGUUAUGGUGGUGACUGAAGCAGAAAUGAAUCAUCCCUCUUCUGUUGUUGUUCGCUCAGAAAAAGGAAGAAAGUGUCGUGCUUUGUUUAGCUAUGCCCCCUCACAUGAAGAUGAAUUGGAACUUACUGUUGGAGAUGAAAUUCAUUUUCUUGGAGAGGUUGAAGAAGGUUGGUGGAGAGGAAAAUUGGGAGGGAAGGUUGGAGUUUUUCCUUCUAAUUUUGUGAUCAUUGAAGAUCCUGCUCCAAGUGCUGUCACCCAAGUGAAAGGAUUGCCCACCAAUCCACCAUCUGUUUCAUCUGAUGUUGCUCCAGAACUACCCCCUAAACCUCUUAAAGAAACUGCACGAGUUCUUUUCCCAUAUUCUGCUCUGCAGCCUGAUGAGCUUGAACUUAGAGAAGGGGAUUUGGUUAUUAUCCAUAGCAAAGAUUGUGAGGACAAAGGAUGGUGGAAAGGAGAAGUUAACAACAAAAUUGGCGUCUUUCCUGAUAAUUUUGUUGAAGUAAUUCCGCAUAAUUCUACCAGUAGUGCAUUUGCCAAGUCCUUGCACCCAGCAUCAAACAUUUCACCUUCCUCUUGCACAAAUAAAGCACCACAACUAAGAAGUGGUGUUCUGAAGAAUGAAUCUGGUAGUCUUUCUUCGGCCAACACUCUUACUUCAGAUCCCUUUGGUAUGUAUGCAGGUGUGACUGGAAAUAUUGUAGAGAAUCCCAAUUCUCUGAGUGAUGAACAAAAGUUGAAACAAGUUGAAGCUGAUAUUUUGAAUGUAAUAACCCCAACGGAAUCACUUUCUCAUAUCACAACAUCUAGAGCACGUCCAACCAAGAGCCGUAGGCCGCCAUCAGCUUUAUUUCUAAAGGAUUCUGAAAAUUGCGAUUCAAAUGGAGGCUUUCCUGUACCUUCAACUGCGGUUGGUGGAUUGAGUGUACACCCAGAAGAAUUGGGGCAAAGCAGGCUGUUGUCACCUGUUGAGCUGCAGCAACAGCGCCCGAAAACAACGAUUCGGAAUUCAUCUAUAAAACCACCUUGGAUGGAAGAACUAAAACGGAAUCAGGAGAAGAAAGAGAAAGGUUCAUUUACUACGACCAUGAGUAGUAACACCCUCGAAAAACCUGCUGUUCCUCCAGUUAAACCCAGCAUAAUUGGAAAAUCUGUUAACACUUCUACAGAUGUUCCACAGUCUGAAGGGCAUUCGUUUACCCGUGCUGGUAACGAGCCAGUCUCCCACAAAGUGGGGCAAAAGAAUGCUAUAGCAAAGAUUGAGCCGUCUUCGUCCUCAAUAAUAGCUUCAGUAAGUCCCGAAAUUCCACCUCCAAAAUCAUUAGUGAAUACUUCCGGGGCACCAACUUUGGCAAACGUACCACUUAUUGAAAAACCUCCUUUUGCUGUUCCAACCGUUGUUGAUGAAAAAAGUGCGAUGCUGGGAACAGGAACGUCGAUGUCAUUGAAAGGAUCGCCAGAAGCUGGCUUAAAUAGCCUUAAUAUCGAGGAAUUCACAAAACAAAAAAUUUUGACAACUUUUCCUUCCAAUGACACAAAACAAUCUGUUGGUUUGCGAAAUCACCUUCCAGUCAGCCUCAAUGAAGAAGCACAAUUAAGCAAGUCAGAAGAUACAGUUCAGCAUGAAUUACAAACCCUUCGUCUUCGUGUAGCUUCCUUGGAGACUACCGUUCAAAAUCUUCAAAUGGAGCUUAUGCAGUUAAAGAAUUCAUCUGCUGACGAACAUAGGUGUAGGUGCUUGAAAAAAAAGAACAGCAAUGAAGCUUCUUUGGUUCACAUUUAAAGUGAAAUGGCUAAUUUAAUUUUAAUCAUUACUUCUUUUAUAUAAAUUCGAAAUGUGUAUCGUGAUGUAGUGUUUAGCAUUAUAAUAAUUAAUCGACUCUAAUUUUAUCACUAUUAUACUCUACUUUAGUAGACAUUCCAACCCUCAGUCAGCAUUAGUCAGGUAAGUUAAAUGAACUUUCGGCAUUGAGAUACCUCUUCUUGAAGUGUAACUCAGUUUUUCUAAAGAGUAUCGGUAGCCUACGCACACACAACUGAUCAAAAGCUACAAUAAGCGCCUUUUUUUUCUUGGCGAACAACUAUCGAGCCAAUAGAUCUCCGUUCUUCCGAAAGAAAACUAAUUUGCACUUUGUAUUCAUUUCACCGCCGAGAAGCUGGAAUGAAAUCUUAACAUUUGCAAGAAGCCGUAUAUCUCGUAAUUUCAAGUCGCAAUUUUUUAAAUCCUUACAAGUACUAAGAUUUCAUAAAUUAAAUUGUAGUGGUGCUAUCAUGGUUGAGCGUACUUAAUUCUUGAAAUUGCGCAAAUGUAAGCUUUCCAGUGUAUUACAUGAACUCCUGAUCUUG
Messenger RNA from Daphnia pulicaria, 2828 nucleotides. RefSeq names its product SH3 domain-containing kinase-binding protein 1-like. The transcript is spliced from 8 exons. Gene Ontology annotation, molecular function: protein binding. The coding region runs from base 322 to 2265 and encodes 647 amino acids. The record is from RefSeq and is a predicted model, not a curated record. NCBI's taxonomy places the organism in Eukaryota, Metazoa, Arthropoda, Branchiopoda, Diplostraca, Daphniidae.